This is a messenger RNA of Lasiosphaeria miniovina, 1088 nucleotides long. RefSeq names its product chitin synthesis regulation, resistance to congo red-domain-containing protein. The record is from RefSeq and is a predicted model, not a curated record. Lineage: Eukaryota; Fungi; Ascomycota; Sordariomycetes; Sordariales; Lasiosphaeriaceae. The coding region runs from base 218 to 739 and encodes 173 amino acids. The transcript has 3 exons. Gene Ontology annotation, biological process: vesicle-mediated transport. Gene Ontology annotation, cellular component: intracellular membrane-bounded organelle.
CCUGCCUGGGUGCCGCGUCUCCGUGUUAACUAAGAAACCUAUGCCCCCACCAGUGCUGAAACCUUAAGAAGGACGUCACCCAGACUGCUUGCUUUGUCGCCGGGUCUUCUCAUCAUCAUCAUCAGCCAUUUCCGCCAUCCUCCUAACCACUAUUUUUCGACCUCGCUCAUCAAUACGCAUUUCGUCAAAUCGCAUACCUCAUUGUCUCCCGUCACAGAUGGCGCCCACUGAACAGCUGGCCAGUUUGGCCGCCCGAUACUACACCAAUUGCGGAUACGGCUACUCUUCCGAUAGCGAUGGUAGAUGCUACCGUGAUUCGGCGUGGUUUUGGUGGGGUAGAUGGGUCUUCGCGGGCAUCGCGAUAGUCCUGGUCUUUGCUGUUCUUCUGCUCGUUGGCCGUAGAAACUCGCGCCGACGCCGCCAGCAAGGCCUGCAGCCUUUGCCUGGAACUGCAUGGAUGGCUGGCCCAGCUCCUCCCUAUUAUCCUCCGCCGCCACAAUACACGGCCCAGCCGCCCGCCGGUGCACAAACACCCGUGGGCUCCCAGGGAACUGGCCACAAGUUCAACCAGAACGAUGGAUACUACGCAAACCAGGAGGGUGUGCAGUUACAGGAACCAUCGAACACUUACCAGCGAGGCGGCGACUACGUCUAUGCGCCUCCCGAGGGACCGCCACCCGUUGCCGGCAAUGGUUCCUAUUCGCCGCCCGCCGGCCCACCGCCGGGGAAAAAUAACUAGGUGUGGAAAGGGGGUUGAGAUGACGAGGCGUUCUUUCAAGUCAAGUUGCGGUUGGUAGGGCGUUCAUGGGUCUCACAAAUUUGGAUCUGCUUAAUGGGGUUGGAUGCGGUCUUUGCUAGGGUCUGUGAAUAGAGGCGGAUAUCUCUCUCUUUGUAAUGGCCGCCGGCCAUGGUUUAUUGUUGAGGACAUAAAAUUGCGUACCUAAUUCCGUUCCCAGAUCACACGGGGGUAUUCUACGGUAGGCUGUUGAGUUUGCAUGUGCAGAGCGAGAGCCUAAGGGCAUAAGUGUCCACCUCUGAAGGUACUCGAAAAUAGUUCAAAUUAUGGCUCGAUUGACGUCGCCUCAAAG